AGUGACUCGGAGCGAGUACCGCCCGACGGCGGCCGCUGCCCCAGUGACUCGCCCGGGGCAGACACCGAGGACGGCGAGCGUCGCCCGAGCUCCCCCGGGUGGCCGCUCGGCCCGGGCCGCGCCGCGGCCGCGGAAAGCGAAGACGCGGACUUCAGCUGGGGCGAGGACGGGGAGAGGGUCGUCGGAGAGGGCGGCCGCGGCGGGCGAGUAGGGGAUGAGGACGGCUCCCCGCGCGGUCCCCCGAGGAGCGCCGGCCAGAGCCGCCGCCGCAGGGCCGCCGGGGAGCGAGGCGGGGCAGAAGCGGGCCGCGGACUCCGCGCCUGGGCCAGCCUGAGGGGAACCUGCGGCAGCGCCGGGGACGACCUCAGCGACGCCAGCGACGCCGGGGCCGCGGGUGUAGACGACGUCCGGCGCUUCGGCGGCUUCUGGGACGGCGCGAGUGUAGAUGACGGUCGCAGCUGCGCUUGGGAGAGCGCGAGUGAAGACCGAGGCUACGCGGCCAGCGACUCGUCGGGGCUGAGCGCGCGCCUGGCCGCCGGCCGCCGCCUGGGUGACCCGCCGGGUCCCGAGCGAGACGACGGAGGCGCCAGCGGGCGGCUGCGGGCCGGGGAACGCUGGGCGACGAGGGUGACGGCCAUGGCCGGGGGCGCCCCGUCCCCGGAGCCGGCGAGCCAGAGUGCUGGGAAAAAGGGGUAUUUUGGUGGCAUAUAUGAUGCAGUACGAGCUGGAGAUGUGAAAAAACUUUCAGAAGUAGCAGAACGUGGAGCAAAUAUUAAUGAAGUUGAUGCUCUACAUAAAUUCACCCCUUUACAUUGGGCAGCACAUUCUGGAAGCUUAGAGUGUCUUCACUGGCUUCUUUGGCAUGGAGCUGAUAUCACAAAAGUAACUACAAGAGGUUGGACAGCAGCUCACAUAGCUGCAAUCAGGGGUCAAGAUGCUUGUAUGCAGGCUCUUAUAAUCAAUGGGGCAAAUCUGUCAGCUCAAGAUGAUCGUGGAUGCACCCCUUUACACCUUGCUGCAACACAUGGACAUUCUUUCACUCUACAAGUAAUACUGCGAAGUGGAGCGGAUCCCAGUGUAACAGAUAAGAGAGAUUGGAAACCUGUACAUUAUGCAGCUUUUCAUGGGCGGCUUGGCUGUUUGCAACUUUUAGUUAAAUGGGGAUGUGGCAUUGAAGAUGUGGAUCACAAUGGAAAUCUUCCAGUUCACUUAGCAGCCAUGGAAGGCCACCUUCACUGCUUUAAAUUUCUGCUGAGUAGAAUGAGCAGUACAACAGAAGCUCUGAAAGCCUUCAAUGAUAGUGGAGAAAAUGUGUUAGACCUGGCCCAGAGAUUCUUUAAACAGAACAUCUUACAAUUUAUUCAGGGGACUGAAUAUGAAGGAAAUGAUCCAGAAGAUCAGGAAGCUUUAGAAUUUCCAGGUCAUGUGGCUGCCUUUAAAGGUGAUUUGGAAAUGCUUAAGAAAUUAAUUGAAGAUGGAAUAAUUAAUAUUAAUGAACGUGACAAUAAUGAAUCCACUCUCAUGCAUAAAGCUGCUGGGCAAGGUCACAUAGAGUGUUUGCAGUGGAUGAUUAAAAUGGGAGCAGACAGUAAUAUUACUGACAAAGCAGGGGAGAAACCCAGUGAUGUAGCAAAGAGAUUUGCUCAGUUAGCAGCAGUAAAGCUAUUAGAGGGUCUACAGAAAUACGAUGUGGAUAAUGAGAUUGAAAUUGAUGAAAAUGACAUCAAGUUUUUUGUAAGACAUGGUAUUGAGGGAAGCAGUGAUGCCAAGGAUGAUUUAUGUCUUAGUGAAUCAGAUAAAAUAGAUGCAAGAAUGAGAGCUUAUAAGAAAGUUGUAGAAUUGCGAAAACUCCUGGAAAUUGCAGAGAGCAACUAUAAACAGUUGGGAGGGAUAACAGAAGAAGACGUGAAGAAGAAAAAAGAAGAGCUCCAGUCUGAAAAGACUAUCAAAGAACUGCAAGGCCAGCUGGAGUAUGAAAGACUACGGAGAGAAAAAUUAGAAUGUCAGCUGGAUGAGUACCGAGCAGAAAUGGAUCAACUCAGGACAACACUGGCAAAACCUCAGGAAGAGGACUACUCUUGUAAGUCAAGCAAAAAUAAGAGGCGAGUGAAGAAAAAAGUGUCCGCUGGGGGAAUUUUGGGGAAGAGGCACUAACCAGUGUAAUAACUUUAAAUAAAUGUGCUUGCUUUUUAUAUUUUAUUUGAAAAAUUGAUGUUAAUGUAAAUCUAUAGAAACUCUCCUCAGGCUUACUGAUAUUACACUAAUUCUGAAGACAGAAAUGUUGUAUAAUCAAAGGAAUUGUUACAUUUUUAACGUAUGUAUGUAUCCUAUGAGUCUGGUUGUCAAAAAAAACUACUUGGGGGCCGGAGCGAUAGCACAGCGGGUAGGGCGUUUGCCUUGCACGCGGCCGACCCGGGUUCGAUCCUCGGCAUCCCAUAUGGUCCCCCAAGCACCGCCAGGAGUAAUCCCUGAGUGCAGAGCCAGGAGUAACCCCUGAGCAUCACUGGGUGUGACCCAAAAAACAAACAAAAAAAAAUCUACUUGUUUUAUAUAAUAUGUUAUUAUAUAACACAUAAGUAUAAUUUUCAAUAUAUUAUUAUAAUUUUCAGUAAUAGUAUUAGUAGUUAUAAAUAUUUAUAUGUAUUAAACAUUUUUUAUAGUUACAUUUUUUUUUACUUUAUAGAGAAUACCAUUUACUACUAAAUAUGACUUAUUUUUUUAAACUAUUUAAAUGGCUUUAGUUUUAAAAUUAUGUGAACUUAUGUAAAUGCAAUACAAAAUCAGUGAAGUUUUAUUUAUUUUUAUUGAAUCACUGUGAAAUACAGUUACAAAGCUUUCAUGAUUGAGUUUCAGUCAUAUAAUGAUCUAACACCCAUCCCUGCACCAGUGCGCAUUUUCCACCACCAAUGUCCCCAGUAUCCCUCUUGACACCUUCUCGCCCCAUUCCACCCCCUGCCUCUGUGGCAGGCACCUUCCUUCUUAUGCUGUUUUUGGGCAUUAUGGUUUGCAAUACAGAUACUGAGGGGUCAUCAUGUUUUGUCCUUUACUUUCAGCACACAUCUCCCAUCCUGAGUGAUCCCUCCAACCAUCAUUGACUUAAUGGUCCCUUCUCCAUCCCAACUGCCUUCUCCCCCAGCACAUGAAGCAGGCUUCCAUACCAUCGAGUGAUCCUUCUGGCCCUUGUCUCUACUUUGGGUGUUGGUCUCAUAUUAUGUAAUUUUAUAUUCCACAAAUGAGUGCAGUCAUUCUAUGUCUUUCCCUCUCUUUCUGACUCAUUUCAUUUAGUGUGAUACUCUCCAUGUCCAUCUACUUAUAAGGGAAUUUCAUGACUUCAUCCUUUUUAACAACUGCAUACGAUUCCAAUGUGUACUAUCAUUUCUUUUACCAGUAGUCUGUUCUCAGACACUCGGGUUCUUUCCAGAUUCUGGCUUUUGUGAACAGUGCUGCAGUGAAUACAGGUGCAGGUAUUAUUUCUAUGGUGCUCUUUUGCAUCCCUGGGAUAUAUUCCGAGAGGUGGUAUUGCCGGGUCACAUGGAAGCUCAAUUUCUAAUUUUUUGAGGAAUACCCAUAUUGUUUUCCAAAAAGGGUGGAUCAGUCGGCAUUCCCACCAACAACAAAUGAGUCUCUUUCUCCCCGAAUCAGCACCAGCACUGGUUGUUCUUGUUCUUUUUGAUGUGUGCUAGUCUCUGUAGAAUAUGAUAUGUCGUUUUGAUUUGCAUCUCCCUGAUGAUUAGUGAUAUAAAGCAUUUUUUCAUGUGCCUUUUGGCCAUUUGUAUUUUUUUUUUUGAGGAAAUUUCUGUUCAUUUCUCCUCCCUACUUUUUGAUGGAGUUGGAGAUUUCUAAUUGUAAUUAGAAAUCUGUGUCCUAUAUAUCCUGGAUAUUAACUCCUUAUCUGAUGGGUACUGAGUAAAUAAUUUUUCCCAUUCUCUGGGCUCUCUUUGUAUUUUGGUCACUGUUUCUUUUGAAGUGCAGAAGCUUUUCAGUUUAAUGUAGUACCAUUUGUUUAUGUUUGUUUCCACUUGCUUGGUCAGUGGUGUUUCAUCCUUAAAGAUGCCCUUAGCUUCAAUAUCAUGGAGGGCUCUGCCUACGUUUUCCUCCUUGUACCUUAUGGAUUCGGGCCUGAUAUUGAGGUCACUAAUCCAUUUUGAUCUGACUUUCGUGCCUGGUGUUAGACAGAGAUCUGAAUUCAUUUAUUUUGCAUGUAGCUGUACAGUUUCCCAGCACCACUUGUUGAAAAGGCUUUCCUUGCUUCACAUUUCUUGCUCCUCUAUCAAAGAUUAGGUGAUCAUAUACUUGAGAGUCUGUGUCAGAAUAUUCAGCUCUAUUCUAUUGGUCUGUGGGUCUGUUUCUAUUUCAAUACCAUGCUGUUUUAAUUACUACUGCUUUAUAGUAGUUUGAAAUUGGAAAAAUGAUGCCACCCAUCUUUUUCCCAAGGAUUGCUUUAGCUAUUUGUGGGGUUGUAUUGUUCCACUGAACUUCAAGAAUGUUUUCUUUGAAAAAUGUCAUGGGUAUCCUUAUAGGGACUGCAUUGAGUCUGUAUGCUUUGGGUAGUAUUGCCAUUUUGACAAUGUUAAAAUCAGUUAAGUUUUUUUAUGUCUUUCUCUUUCUGACAGCUGGGAUGGAGAGAGGAGCACUAAAUAAAUGAUGCUUGGAGGUAUCACUCGGGAUAGUGGAUGCAUUUUGAAAGUAGACUAUGGACCAAACAUGAUGGCUGCUUAUUAUCUGUAUUGCAAACCAGAAUACCCAAAAGGACAGAGAGAGUACGAGGGAUUGUGCCUGCCACAGAGGCAGGAGUUGGGAAGGGGUGAGGUUUGGCGGAGGAAUACUGGGAACAUUGGGGGUGGGGAAUAGGCACUGAUGGAGGGAUGGGUACUUGAACCUUGUUUGACUGAAAUGCAAUCAUUAAAGUCUGUAAGUCUAUAAAUGCAACUCACGAUGAUUCACUAAAAUAAAGUUAAGUUUUAGAAAAGGAUUUUACAAUAACAACUAGAUAUCUCACACAGAUCUAGUAAAAGUUAAUAAACAUUAAAAUGAGAUUAAGUAACUGAAAGAAAAAUAAAAAACAAUGUGUGCUUAUUGAGAUUAUCCACUUAAAAUCUGUUUUCAGAUUCAACCACUGUUCCGUUUUGCAAAGUUUUGUAAGAUAGAGAUACUAUGUAUUUGCAAGAUAUCACUGUAGCUGUCGUCCCGUUGUUCAUUGAUUUGCUUGAGCGGGCACCAGUAAUGUCUCCAUUGUGAAACUUGUUGUUACUGUUUUUGGCAUAUAGAAUACGCCACGGGUAGCUUGCCAGGCUCUGCCACGCAGGCGGGAUACUCUCGGUAGCUUGCCGGGCUCUCCGGGAGGGAUGGAGGAAUCGAACCCACGUCAGCUGCGUGGAAGGCAAAUGCCCUACCUGCUGUGCUACUGCUCCAGUUUGCAAGAUAAUGAAAAAAACAACAAAACUUUAGUUUUAUUCCUUCCCUCUAGCCCCUUAACUUUGCUGACUAGUAAAUAACCAUGACAUUUUAGUUCAGUCAACGUCUUCACUUUGCCUUGUGGCUCUUACCCACAUCACUUGAAUUAACAAAGAUUUGAGACUCUCUUGGCUUAUUGUCUGGCCCAGUUAUUUUCUACUACUUUUCUGGUACCAGUUGCUGGUUCACAGGUACAAAAAGGUUGAGCCACUGGUUUAGAUUUGGAAUUAGCUUCCUCUGAAGAUCUGAAUGCUAGUGUAGAUUUCACUCAUGGCAGUCUUCUCAUCAUAACAGAUUUCUCACCCUCUAAGCCUCUGUUUGUACCUAGUAUUAAUGGUAACGGCCAUUUGACCCAGUAUCAUAAGAGUGUUCGCCCUGAUAUAAGUGGAUUUAACUGACUUGAUAAGACAAGUCAGACUUAUCAAGAGUAGGUAAGUCUCUAUUCCCCAAAAUGGCUUACCUAUCAUUUUAGUAACAUUUGUGCUCAUUAUUAAUCUGUAGUUUCCAAUAGGUGUUCACCGUGUGAAUGUGAAAAUAGUUGUUGACAUUUUGGGGCACUUCAUUAUGAAAUCUGUGCUGGGUCUUUUACACGUACUAUCUCAGUUUUCUGAACUGAGGUAGAUAAAUUUCGUAAAUGAAGAUGAAAUAAUUUUUUGCCCAGGAUAACAGAGAAAGGAGCCAGAAAUCCAACCUUAUCUGGGAAGUUCAGGAUUCUUAACCACCAUGGAAUUUUCAAAUCUCUCAUUUUUCCCACUUUCUCUGACAGUACACCACUUCUUUUUCCUUUUUGCCCGUCACUGUCACCCCAUUGCUGGUGUUCGAGCGGGCACCAGUAACGCCUCUCAUUGUGAGACUUAUUGUUACUGUUUUUGGCAUAUCGAAUAUGCCACAGGUAGCUUGCCAAGCUCUGCCGUGUGGGCGCAAUACUCUCAGUAGCUUGCCAGGUUCUCUGAGAGGGGCGGAGGAAUUGAACACAAGUUGGCCGCAUGCAAGGCAAAUGCCCUACCGCUGUGCUAUCGCUCCAGCCCCCUUUUUGCUUAGCCACCCUAAAUUUAAUCUCACCCUGGAUAUUCUCAAGGCUAUGUCACCCCUCCCUCCCUACCCCCCAACACAGACAAUGGCGAAAAAAAACAAGGUCAUCAUUCCUCUUGGAGGCCUCUUACUACUUGCAGGAAAUGUUGCUAAAGUUUAGUGGUCUCAGAAACUCAAUAUAAAUGAAAUGUUCACAACAUACUCAUUUAAAAAUUUGUAUUACACCCAGCGAUGCACAGGGGUUAUUCCUGGCUGUGCACUCAGGAAUUACUCCUGGCUGUGCUUAGGGGUCCAUAUGGGAUGAUGGGAUUCGAACCCAGGUUGGCCACGUGCAAGGCAAAUGCCCUACCCGCUGUGCUAUCGCUCCAGCCGCCCCUCCCCCUCCAAAACUAGAUGUUUUAUAGUGGGUGUUUAAAUGCUAUGCAUAGAGGCAGUUUUGAAGCACAACAGAACAGCAUCUUCUCUUUCUUCACUCUCACAUAUUUCUCCUAAACAAGCCAAAACAACCUAUUAAAAUAAAAUCUCCAUGGAAAGGAAUAGGAUCCAGAAGUAAUGUUCAGGCAAUGAAGUCAAGAACAGGGUAUGAUGUAUAUACUUCUUUAUUAAAAUUUGCUAAAUCCCUAAAGUUUGAAAAACUCUUAUCUCUAAUGGCUAUGAACUGGGAAUAUGCUUAUUUGUUAAGAUUUGAGGAAAUCAAUAAAUAGAAACCCUCUCUUUGAGCCUCCUGAUCAACUGAACCUAUUAAACAACUAAGAGGCUUUUAUUUACAGAUAUAAGCGACACUGGAGAAUAUGGUUUCAACAGAUUCUCACUGAGUCUAGAAUUCUUGGGACAAUUAAUCUUGUCCCAAGAAUCCCCGAAGUUGGCAAUCAACUCUGCAGAGGCUGAGCCUGGUCCAACAGAGCUGAAUGAAUGCUCUGUAGCACUCUGCUGGCCCUAGACAGGCAUAGGGAGUAAGCUGCUGUCCAGCCUGAGCCUUGAUACUUCUUUCACUUUACUCAUAAGGGAUGACAAGUGAUGAUACUAAGAACAAGCCAUUGGAGCUUCCUUUGCAAGGAGGGAAAGCAUUUCCCCUCAACACUAAUAUAUUGUAACUUGAAACAAAUCUUUUUCUUCUUUAUUAGGCUCAUCAGUUCCAAAGAAUGAAAUCAUGCUUACCUCUGAACAUAUGGACAUUAGGCUGUUUGGCAUAAAACAGGCAUUCAUUUUUUUGUUUGUUUGUUUUGGGGGCACAUUCAGCAGUACUGAGGGCUUACUCCUGAAUCUGUGCUCAGGCAAUCACUCCUGGUGGUGGGAAUUUGGCUGCAUUCAAUGCAAGUGCCUUAACCUCUGUACUACCCCUCAGGUCCCCACAUGCAUUCUUUUCUUAUUUCUUGAGCAAAAACAUGCACUAGUUUACUAGAAUUUAUAUAGUACUUAUUAAACCAAUAAAAAUUCAUGUCAAGGAUUUUUUUUUUAAUGUAAGGUAUGACCAGAGAGGAGCACUCACACCUGCCCCACCCCCCAAAAAGGGGCAAAAAUGAAUUAGAAUCUAACAGAUAAAGUUAAAAUACAGAGGUUUUGUUUUGAAAACAAUGCAUAUCUUAGAAGAAAAUACAGAUCUUAGUUGGAAAGCCUGGAGUCUCACAGGGCCUUAUGGAAUAGUCUUGAUUGCUAACCAAACAAUAGUAGUAUUUGUAACAAAAUAAAAGUAGUAUUUGUAAUUAAAUAGCAGUGUUAUUUUGAAUAUGAUUAUGAAACUUUAAAAGCUUUUGCUAAAACAGUAUAAAAUCUUUGGAAAUUUUUAGCAUUUUGUGACCCUGGAUUUCAUCCUCCCUCUCCCCAACAUACACAUUUUGGGCCACAUCUGCAGGGCUCAGGGCUUAUCUGUGGCUUUCCACCCCCUUACACACAGACACACACAGACACACACACAUUCUUACUUUGGGCCACAUCUGCAGGGCUCAGGACUGACCCCUGGCUCUGUAUUCAAGGAUGACUUGUGGUGAGGAUCGGGGACCAGAGGCAGCAAGUAUAGAACCUGGGUAGGCCUCAAGCAAUGCAAGUGUCCUACCUACUGACCUACUGUACUAUCUCUCCAGGUCCUGACCCUGGCUUUUUUUUUACUGGAUAAAACUGAAGGUCUUAUAUAAAAAUGGAAUUAUGCACUAUCCUUGAAACUAUACAUAUCCUUCUACUAGACACAGUAGAGUUUAUCUUUAUGAGAAAAAAAACCCAUAGGAUACCCAAUAAAAAUUUCCCAUAAAUGAGCACAUGGGGAUGAACCUUCAUAUAUAUAUUUUUUAGUGUAGGGGUUAUACACUAAUAGUUUUCUGACUUAAAUGAACCACACAAAAAUUAAAAAAAUACAUGUAAUAACCAGAACUCAAGGCUUAGCAAUUAGAACCCAUAAGUGCCAUAUGCUUGCCUGAGGGCACAAGUCAUUAAAAAUUUUAUUAUUUCAUUAAAAUGUUCAACUUCCUAAGAUGUCAUUAAAAAAAAAAUUAACAGCUUUUUUUUUUUGUUAUUAUUUUAUUUUAUAUAAAAAGUAAAUUGAGGGGCUGGAGCGAUAGCACAGUGGGUAGGGCGUUUGCCUUGCAUGCGGCCAACCCGGUUCGAUUCCCAGCAUCCCAUAUGGUCUCCUGAGCACCGCCAGGAGUAAUUCCUGAGUG
Molecule: messenger RNA, 9137 nt
Organism: Sorex araneus (European shrew)
Lineage: Eukaryota; Metazoa; Chordata; Mammalia; Eulipotyphla; Soricidae
Gene: ANKRD42
Product: ankyrin repeat domain 42
Exons: 12
Coding region: 637-2154 (505 amino acids)
Molecular function (GO): protein binding
Source: RefSeq, a predicted model, not a curated record